Molecule: messenger RNA, 14526 nt
Organism: Coregonus sp. 'balchen'
Lineage: Eukaryota; Metazoa; Chordata; Actinopteri; Salmoniformes; Salmonidae
Source: the annotation of a GenBank genome assembly
AUGACAGAUUAUGGUUAGCCUGCUAUAGGGCUUAAUCAGGCAUUAUUCUAGUGGCUGUCAAAAUGGAUGCCUUGUUGCAGCUUGUUGUUUUGAAGAAGUUGUUUGACAUACCUCUUUCUUUCCCUCCCUCCCUCCCUCCCUCCUCUCUCCAAUCCUUCUUUCUCGGUAGGCUUUAGGACGGGAGGGUAGGGAGGGAGUGAGGGAGUGAGGGUGAGGGAUGGAGUGUCGUUUGGCGGUGGAGGGGAGGCGAUUUCUGUAGUUUCGAGUUCGUUAUUUUUCUUUAUUUCUGUCUUCUUUGUCUUCUUCUUUCUUUCUUUCUUCUUCUUUAUUUCUUUCUUUCUUUCUUUCUUUCUUUCUCUUUCUUCUUUCUUCUUUAUUCUUUCUUCUUUCUUCCCCCUCCCUCCCUCCCUGCGGUCCUCAACCCUUUCUACAUCUUCCCGCUUCUUCAGUGCUGAUCCUGCAUGGAGCGCUGACGAGUACUACUACUAUGCCAGCAGCCAUCGUCUUUAUGUCGGUCAUUUCCAUAGCUACCUCGCUGUACACCAUCAAAAAGGUAUGUCUGCCACCGCCCCUUGAGCUCCUCUAUGCCUUGUUCUCUUUCUUCCCUUUCUGACUCUCUCAUUCCCUCUCAUCCACCAUCUUAUACCUUCCGCCAUUUUGAAAAAUGUAUUCAAUAAUCAAAAGGUGAGUCUGGGGCCUUGCUGAACUGGCCAGAACCAGGCUGAACUGGGCUAAUUUGGACUAAGCCAGAGUUUAGCCCCCUCCCCACUCUAGGGCCCUGGGUUCACCCCCUUACAAUCACACUGCAUUAAUAGAUAGAUGGAGGGAGGGAGGUGAAGGGGUGGAGGCUUCUCCCGGGGCCCUAGGUUUACAGAAAGAGAAGGAGAAAGCCCCCCUUAGAAUCACAUAGCAUAUGGAAGAGGGAGAUAAAGAAGAAGGGAAUGGAUGGAGAGAGGGGGGAUGGCUGGAUGGGUCUUCUCUGGAAGUCUUCUCUGGAACUUUCAAGGGACAUUGAGAAUCUAUUAACCAGAGGCCUGUUUUUGUAGCGCCUGAUGUGUGGUUCUGCUUAUUUGCUGUUCUCCUUCUUUUCAGCAAUACGUCAUGCUUCAUGACAUGGUGUCAGCACACAGUAUUGUCCGAGUUUCAGUCUGCAGAGCCAGCAACGGUUUGUCUAAUAUACCUCACUAAGAUUUCAUUACAUUUGACUAGUGUUCAAUUCGCCACUAGAACGGCACACUUUUCCGUGUGUGUGUGCACGCCCACAGCGGGCUCAGGCUGUGCAUAUGAUGCCUCAGCACUUUCCCCCUGCUGCCCAGAGGGGCGUGAGUAAUGAGAGAUGUGCUGAACAAGACUGGGGCUCUGACGCACAGAAUACCUCUCUUUUCUCCUCCUCUCUUCCCUCCACUCCUCUCUCUCCCACUCCUCUCACUCCCUCCCUCUCCUCUCACUCCCUCCCUCCCUCUCCUCUCACUCCCUCUCUCCCCCUCCUCUCACUCCCUCCCCCCCUCCUCUCACUCCUCCUUCCUCUCACUCCCUCCCUCUCCUCUCCCCCUGUCUCCACACCUACUCUCCUCCCCUCUGUGUUGAAUCCUAAUAGACAUCGAGGAGGCCCUGUCCACUGACCUGGUGCCCGGCGACGUCAUGGUCAUCCCUAGCAACGGGACCAUCAUGCCGUGCGACGCGGUGCUGGUCAGCGGCACCUGCAUCGUCAACGAGAGCAUGCUGACGGGUGAGACUUGGAGAUUCUGCCUUCUCUCGCUCUUGCUCACUCUCUGUCACUGCUGGACACUUUCCAAAUACAAAAUUCUAAAUUAUAUUUAUUUUACAUUUGUGCAAAGCCUCACACAACACUACACUCUGUAAAUACUUAUGCAAGGCAUCAAAGCUCCCAGACUCACCCUCAGUCUCCCCUCCCCCCUCCUGUCCCUGUCUCUUCCUCCUCCCCCCCAGGCGAGAGUGUGCCAGUCACCAAGACCAACCUCCCCAACCCGGGCGAAGGGGACAAGGAGGGCGACGGGGCCUACAGCAUGGAGGAGCACAAGAGACACACCCUCUUCUGUGGCACGCACGUCAUCCAGACCCGCUUCUACUCAGGGGAGCUGGUCAAGGCAGUGGUGGUCCGCACAGGUUAGCCGUGGGUGUCCGUCCGUGUCCUCAGUCACAACACACUCAAUAUACCUUUUCACAUUUUUGUACGAUCAUGAUCUGCUCUUCCAUAGUAAAAUAAGUCAAAUAAGGAGCAUUUACCAUAUUCUGAAUUUAGCCGUCUAAACACUCCCCCCCCCCCCCCCCCCCCCCCAGGUUUCAGCACGGCUAAGGGCCAGCUGGUGCACUCCAUCCUGUACCCCAAGCCCACCGACUUCAAGCUGUACCGCGACGCCUACCUCUUUCUGUUGUGCCUGGUGGCUAUAGCUGGCAUCGGCUUUGUCUACUCCAUCGUCCUCAGCAUCAUGAACAAUGUACUGGGCCACACCGUACACUAUACUCUCACUGGGCUACUGCUAGGCUGGGGAGAAAGACAGGGUAGAGGGAGAGUGACUAGUCCUAUAGAGGCUGUAGAAGGUGUCUAGGUCACAGUGGAUUGUGGUCAAAGCAUUUCAUUGGAAAAUGGAACAAAAAAGAUUUUUAUGUCUAUUUAGCUUCACGUCCAAUUCCUACAUUAACCCCUGUUGUAUUGGCAUUUUCUCCUUGCCUUCUCUACUGUACCCCAGGUGCCAGCCAAGACCAUCAUCAUCGAGUCCCUGGACAUCAUCACCAUCACCGUGCCCCCUGCGUUGCCCGCUGCCAUGACUGCAGGCAUCGUGUACGCCCAGCGCCGCCUCAAACGCAUCGGCAUCUUCUGCAUCAGCCCCCAGAGGAUCAACAUCUGUGGCCAGCUCAACCUGGUCUGCUUCGACAAGGUGGACACACACACACAUACACACACACACACCUACCUCACACAUUGGUAGAGGAGAGGCUGUGCUUGGGAAACUAGUUGUGGUCUGGUGAUCUGAUAUGGUAAUCGCCCUGCUCAACAGUUAGUGCUGUAUAUUUACUUUAAAGAAAGGGUCAUCUCCCCUAUUCACUAUUUCUGUGCUUCUCUCCUCAGACGGGUACACUCACAGAGGAUGGAUUAGACCUGUGGGGAGUCCAGAGAGUGGAGAAGGGGACUUUCCACCUGUCAGAGGAGAAUGCCUACAAGGACACUCUGGUCAAGUCCCAGUUUGUAGCCUGCAUGGCCACCUGCCACUCUCUUACCAAUAUCGAUGGCAAGCUGUCCGGAGACCCUCUGGAUCUGAAGAUGUUCGAGGCCACAGGCUGGGUGAGUGACUGAAACUUUACCUUUAACCCCUAACCUAUGUGUCCUUCACUCUUUCUUUACUCAAACAAUUUGUUUUCAUGCUCAGAAUUGUUGACUCAAAAUAUGGUAAACAAGUUGCUUUGAGAGAUUUUCCGGCCUUCUAUUUUCGGAACAUAUAUUUGCUUCCCCCUGACUUUCAAUGUUGUUCCGAUCACACUUAUGGUAUCCAUUUUGAGAUGCUGGUAAGUUGAAUUCUCGACUUUCGAUGCCGCUUAGACUUUCUCACGUUGACUCCUCUCCUGACGGUGUCUUCUCUGCUACCUCCUCUCCCUGUCAGAUCCUGGAGGAGGCCACUGAGGAGGAAACCUCACUCCACAACCGUAUCAUGCCCACCGUGGUCCGGCCCCCCAAAGCAGCUGAUGCCCCCUGAGCCCGUCAUGUCACCCGAACAGGACAUGGUACGAACAGGUUACCCCUCCUGAGAGCAAGGCUCAGUGCUGCCCCCAAUGGACACCCACCAUAAGCAUUGAUCACGUCUCCCUCAUCACAUGUUGAUUUUGUCUGUUGCUGUUAGCUCUUGGUCAUGUGUAAACGUUUAAGUUCCUUCAUGUUAAUCAUAGUUCUGAAUGGUACCUGGGUUUUAUAUGUUCACAUUCUAUGGACCUCUCGCAUUCUUUGAAAUGCACUGUUUGAUUGUACAUUCACUCUGUUUACUUCACUUUCACAUUGUAGGAGCUGUAUGAGUUGUCGGUAAGUAGUGUAAUCUCUCAUGUUUUUAAUAUUUAUUGUAGAUUUACUUAGAGGUGAAAGAUCUGGAGGUGAAAGGUUAUUGUGUGUUGUAUCUCCAUGCAGUCGGCCUAUGAGAUUGGGAUUGUGCGUCAGUUCCCCUUCUCCUCGGCGCUGCAGAGGAUGUGUGUGGUGGCCCGUCUGCUGGGGGAGAAGCGCAUGGACGCCUACCUCAAGGGGGCGCCAGAGGUGGUGGCCAGCUUUCAAGUGUAAGAAAAGCCCACGUUUCAGGUCUCUUUAAUUCAUUUACUCAAUGAAUUUGACUAUCACUGUUGCAGACGGUCUAUCAUGAGAUCUAUUACGGUUCGUAUAGUAAUGAUAUACUGCUGCUACUGAAUUUUUCGUCUUGCUCUAACCAAGUGAGUCAUCGACCCUUCUCUGUUCAUCCUCUCUGCGUGUUGAUCUGUCCCAGCCAGUCAGUUCUCUCAUGCGUCUUGCUCUUUUCCUUCUCUCUCCUAGAGUUCUGCGCCAUCUCCGCUCGUGUCUCUCUCUCUCUCUCGCUGUCUCUCGUCUCUCUCGUGUCUCUCUCUCUCUCUCUGCUGUUCUCUCUCCUCUCUCGCUGUUCUCUCUCUCCCUCACUGUCUCUCUCUCUCUCGUCUUCUUCUUCGCUUUCUUCUCCUCUCUCUCUCGCUUGUCUCUCUCGCUGUCUCUCUUCGCUGUCUCUCUCUCUCGCUGUCUCUCUCUCUUCGCUGUCUCUCUCUCUCGCUGUCUCUCUCUCUCUCGCUGUCUCUCUCUCUCUCUCUCGCUGUCUCUCUCUCGCUGUCUCUCUCUCUCUCGCUGUCUCUCUCUCGCUGUCUCUCUCUCUCUCGCUGUCUCUCUCUCUCUUGCUGUCUCUCUCUCGCUGUCUCUCUCUCUCGCUGUCUCUCUCUCUCGCUGUCUCUCUCUCUCUCUCGCUGUCUCUCUCUGUCUCUCUCUCUUGCUGUCUCGCUGUCUCUCUCUCGCUGUCUGUCUCUCUCUCGCUGUCUCUCUCGCUGUCUCGCUCUCGCUGUCUCUCUCGCUCUCUCUCUCUCUCUGUCUGUCUGUCUGUCUGUCUGUCUGUCUGUGUAGUUCCAGAAGACUUUGCAGAGGUUCUGGAGGACUACACCAAGCAGGGCUUCCGGGUUAUCGCCUUGGCCCACCGCCGCCUCGAGUCCAAACUCACCUGGCACAAAGUCCAGAAUGUCAACAGGGAUCACAUCGAGGCCAACAUGGAGUUCCUGGGGCUGAUCAUCAUGCAGAACAAGCUGAAGGCUGAGACCUCCGGGGUACUGGAGGACCUCCGCAGGGCACACAUCCGCACCGUCAUGGUCACUGGUGAGAAAGCUGGCACAUGCCCAUGUUUAACAUAUAAACAGACAUUCAGUAACACACAAAAUGUAUCCUCCCUCCCUGGGAAGUAAUCACUGAUCGGAUUUGAUUGGAUCUGUGAUAACCAUGCAGUAGACUUGCAUGCCAAUGGUCUUGGAUCAGUGAGUUUCAUUUUAGUAUUAGUACAGGGCCCUUGCUUCAGGUAUUAGGCCAUUUUAUAUGUUUUAUUUAUAUGCCAUUUAGCAGACGCUAUUGUCCAAAGCGACUUAUAGUCAUGAGUGCAUACAUUUUACAUAUGGGAAUCAAACCCACAAUCCUUGCGUUGCAAGCGCCAUGCUCUACCUACUGAGCCUUACAGGACCACUAUCAGACGUCAUUCUCUAAUGACAACCACUAGUGCCCAUUCAUACUGUAGCAAUGCCUCACACACAGAUAAUGUGAGGGUGGCUGUGAGGAGCUUGGGGUUUUUGUUGUGGUUCUCAAAGCUUGGUGGAGGUAUUCCUGGAAUCCUGACUAAUAAAGUUCUGGGUCUUGCAGCUUAACGGGCAGAAAGCUCCAAAGGCCAGCCCGGUCUCUCUCUCUUUUGCGCUCUCUCUCUCACUCUGUCGCUUUCAGCACUGUAAAUGUAAUCAAACAAUCAGAUAGCAUUUCGGCGCCCGCCAAGUCCAGAGCCAAUACGUGCAUUUUGGCGCCCGCCAAGUCCUUUCAUGCGGACCGCUGGUCCAGAGCCAGUACGCGCAGGCCCCGCCCUCAGAACAGCCUCAAUUCGUCAGGGCAUGGCCUCUACAAGGUGUCAAGUGUUCCACAGGGAUGCUGGCCCAUGUUGACUCCAAUGAUUCCCACAGUUGUGUCACGUUGGCUGGAUGUCCUUUGGGUGGUGGAGCAUUCUUGAUACACACGGGAAACUGUUGAGCAUGAAAAUACCCAGCAGCGUUGCAGUUCUUGACACACUCAAACUGGUACGCCUGUCACCUACUACCAUACCCCGUUCAAAGGCACUUAUAUAUUUUGUCUUUCCCAAUCACCCUCUGAAUGGCACACAUACACAAUCCAUGUCUCAAUUGUCUCAAGGCUUAAUAAUCCUUAUUUAACCUGUCUCCUCCCCUUCAUCUACACUAAUUGAAGUGGAUUUAACAGGUGACAUCAAUAAGGGAUCAUAUCUUUUACCUGGAUUCACCUGGUCAGUCUGUCAUGGAAACUGUGUUCUUAAUGUUUUGUAUACUCAGUGUAACAUCUCUCCUCUCCUCCAGGUGACAACAUGUUGACGGCCAUCUCGGUGGCCAGGGACUGUGGCAUGAUUCCCCCUCAGGACCAGGUCAUCAUCGCCGACGCGCUGCCCCCCAAACAUGGCCAGGCGGCCAAGAUCACUUGGCGCUACGCAGACAACACUAGCAAACACGCAGGCAUAGCCCCACGCCUGGAGGUGAGGGUCCCCUGGUGGUGGGUGUGGCUCAUUACAGCUCCGACAGACAGACAGACAGACAGGACAGACAGACAGACAGACAACCACACACACGGAUCCCCCUCAGAGCCAUGCAGGAAAACAUCAGAAACUCAGAAAUAGCCCAGUGACCACACACAGCAGGAAUGGAUGAGGUCACACAGCCAGCCAGUCAUUGUGUCAGAUUGUCUAGAUGCUAUCAGGGAUAUGAAUAUUUAGUGGCAUACCUUGAGGUCUCCACAUCAGUUAAUAUGGAAACUGAAGUUAUUAGUCUCUAGCUUGAAUGAUUAUUAAUCUACAUAAGCCAUGUUGUACCAUUCAAUCAUUUGCAAAACGUCAUUCUUCCCUUGCUCACCUGCACCUGCUUUGCCCCGCCCCUUCCUGUCCCAACAGGAAGUAGAGAUCAGUCUAGAGGAUAUGCGUCACACUCACAAGCCUCAGGACCAGUACCACUUUGCUAUGAGCGGCAAGUCAUUCGCUGUCAUCACCGAGCAUUUUCAGGACCUGCUGCAGAAGGUAACGGGACAGAAGUCACUGUAACACCACCCCUCCAUUCCCCAAUAAACACAGCUACUGCUGUUGUGAUUUGGUUGUCUAAUGCAUUGUUGUUGACCUAUCUGGUGUAGUUGGUGCUGCAUGGCACAGUGUUUGCCAGAAUGGCCCCCGACCAGAAGACUGAGCUCAUAGAGGCACUGCAGAGUGUGGAGUGAGUAGAACAUUUGUUGACACAAAUAGUGAAAAAAUAUUUCAUUAAUUACAUUUACAAACAGUAAAUUAUCUUCUCUUUCCCCAUCUGCAGUUAUUUUGUAGGCAUGUGUGGAGACGGCGCAAAUGAUUGUGGUGUAAGUACAGACCUCUUUGAAAGCAUGCAGAUAGAAGUAAAGACAUUAUGUCAUUCCUUUAAAUUUGCUUAAUGUUUCUUUCGACUUUCUACCCCCUCCUCACCCUUGCUCUCCAGGCUUUGAAGAGGGCUCACGGUGGGAUCUCUCUCUCUGAGCUGGAGGCCUCCGUAGCCUCUCCCUUCACUUCCAGGACCCCCAACAUCUCCUGUGUGCCUAGCCUCAUCAGGUAGGCCUUCCUUGGGCCUCGAGCAUCAGCUGAACAUGGCUGACAAACUAACACCAGCCUACUGCCAAGCUAAGAGGCUAAUCAGUCAGCCUUAUAAACUUGCAUGCUGACUCACUCGUUUAUGCCUCCAUAAAAAACGACUAUUUCUCCACAGAGAGGGGCGAGCGGCUCUCAUCACCUCCUUCUGUGUGUUCAAGUUCAUGGCCCUCUACAGCAUCAUCCAGUACAUCAGUGUCACCCUUCUCUACUCUGUGAGUACAGUACCCCUCUCUUAGUCUCUGCACUCCUGUCAGGAGAUUUCCUCAGAGAUCCUAUCAAAUAUGUCAUUCUAUGGAUUUACUCUCUGGCGUAUACAGUAGCUGACCUCUGACCUUAUCUCUCUGUAACCCUGUCAGAUCCUCAGUAACCUGGGAGACUUCCAGUUCCUCUUCAUCGACAUCGCAAUCAUCCUCCUCGUAGUCUUCACCAGUAAGUAAAGCAACACCAGUUAGAUUGAGCUUUAUGUUAUCGCAAAGUUCACUUUUUGAUGCUGCAGACAUUAUACUUGUUUGAUCUACUACCAACUUUGCUUGGUUUGUACUUAACUCUCAACCCAUUCGAUCUUCUGGUUCCGUACUUCUCUCUCUUUCUCUCCCACCUUCUCUGUCCAGUGUCUCUGAACCCAGCGUGGAAGGAGCUGGUGUCGAGGCGUCCCCCCUCAGGUCUGAUCUCAGGCCCUCUGCUGUUCUCUGUGCUGACUCAGAUCCUCAUCUGUCUGGGCUUCCAGACCAUUGCCUUCCUCUGGGUCCGACACCAGGACUGGUACCACAUCUGGACACCACAGUCCGAGUGAGUCCAAGUUCAACCCCCAAGAUAACUACUGGACCUAUUGAAAACACACCAUUGGGAGGAUAGCAGUAACAAUCUAGAAUCACCAAUGAAUCACCAAUAAGACAACAGUUCCAAUGCAAACACACCAAUAAGACACCUGUAACAAAACACCAAUGAGACAACAGUACCAGACUCAAAACAAACCAAUAAGCCAACUGUAAACACAGUAAUAUCAUUAGCCGUGAAUGUCUUCCUGUAUGUCAUUACCGCAAAGAGUAGGGACAUUGACAGUCAGCUUUUGACUUGUAAAGCUGCUUUGUGCUAAAUAUCUCUGACUGUGUGUGUGUCUGUGCGCCCUGUGUGUGUCUCUCCUCUCCCAGUGCCUGCAACUCGUCCCUCCAUGCCAACUUCUGGCCAGAACACAACUCCUCAGAGGAGAGGGACGACCACAACAUCAAGAACUACGAGAACACCUCCCUGUUUUACGUCUCCUCCUUCCAGUACCUCAUCGUGGCCAUCGUCUUCUCCAAGGGAAAGCCCUUCAGACAGCCCAGCUACAAAAACUGUGAGGAUCACUACUUACACCAAUGUUCCCCACGUACCUUAGUGUUGGUUCUAAAAUUGGUUUGAGAUUGGUUGGAAGUGCACCAUUGUGGUGAGUAUUCUUUGCUGUGUGACUGACAUGUAGGUUUUAUCGUUUCUCUUUCCGUCUCUGCAGGGCCUUUUGUGGUGUCAUGUAUUGGCCUGUACAUAUUUCUGUUCUUCAUCAUGUUUUACCCUGUGUCUGCUAUCGAUGAAUUCCUAGAGGUGAGUGGACGUCAACCACGAGAGACAAGCUUUAUACAGAUAUUAGCCUCAAGCUUCGGUUGAAUUGGGUCCUACAAUAGUGACAUUGUGAAUGUGCUCUUGUGAAUCUUUCUCUUUUAUUUUUCGAUCUAGAUUGUGUGUGUUCCGUUUCAAUGGAGAAUCACUCUGUUCUUCAUCAUCAUAGCCAAUGCAGCCUUGUCUGUCUUAGUGGAGGUAAGAUACACACACACACACACACACACACACACAUACACAUCAGAGAGAUGUGCGCUGUUCUUUUUUGCAGUAUUCUGAGCUCUCUUUACCCCAUGUUACAUAGGUCAUUUUCUCAUGUACAGUUUUUGUUUUGUCAUGCAAUGUUUUCAUCAGUGGUGCUUAGGUUCAGUCAGGUGGUGCUGGAUUGUGUGUUGACUGUGUCCUACUGACCGACUGGAGAGUGACUGUGGCCUACUGGAGAGUGACUGUGGCCUACUGGAGAGUGACUGUGGCCUACUGGAGAGUGACUGUUGUGUGUUGACUGUGACCUACUGUCGCAGAAUGUUAACGGAUGAAGCUGAGGGCUGAGACAGUGUCUGUCUGUGACGUACCAUUUGACUACCUUUUCAUUAUGAGAAAGCCUGACACUGCCUUGUCUUUCAUCGAUGUAACCCAAUGAAAAGAAACUCUAACAUUAGCGGACACCACACAACGGGUGAGUAUCCAGGAACACAAAGAAGAAGGAACAUUCUAUUUCUAGAUAGAUCUGAUAUUUAUUGACGGGACAUACAAAAACAGGCUUACGUUUCGGCUUAAUCGCCUUCAUCACAUAAUUCCUACCUGUAAAUACAACCUGCAAUCACCACAGUGACUGUCACACUGUAAACCACUCAUUAAAUCUAAUGGGUGGUUGGUUACGCACCCAGUUCCUUUUCUCUCUCAAUCUCCAAGUGUCAGAAAAUGAUGACCUUGAGCUUUGUGGCCCAAUGAUAGAUGGCUCACCAGUGAUUUACUAUUAGAAAAUGCCUCUGGCUUGCCCUGCACAGUAGAGCAGAAGCACUACAGAAAGUAUUCACACCCCUUGACUUUUUCCACAUUUUGUUGUUACAGCCUGAAUUUAAAAUAGAUUAAAUUUAAGAAAAAACAUUUCACUGGCCUACACGCAAUACCCCAUAAUGUCAGUGGAUUCUUUUUUUUUCUUGUUUUACAAAUUAAAAUAAAAUGGAACAGCUGCAAUGUCUUGAGUCAGUAAGUAUUCAACCCCUUUGUUAUGGCAAGCCUAAAUAAGUUCAGGAGUAAAAAUGUACUUAACAAGUCACAUAAGUGCAUGGACUCACUGUGUGCAAUAAUAGUGUUUAACAUAAUUUUUGAAUGACUACCUCAUCUCUGUACCCCACACAUACAAUUAUCUGUAAGGUCCCUCAGUCGAUCAGUGAAUUUCAAACACCGAUUCAACCCCAAAGACCAGGGAGGUUUUCCAAUGCCUCGCUAAGAAGGUCACCUAUUUGUAGAUGGGUAAAAAUACAAAAAGCAGACAUUGAAUAUCCCUUUGAGCAUGGUGAAGUUAUUAAUUACACUUUGGAUGGUGUAUCAAUACACCCAGUCACUACAAAGGUACAGGCGUCCUUCCUAACUCAGUUGCCGGAGAGGAAGAAAACCGCUCAGGGAUUUCACCAUGAGGCCAGUGGUGACUUUAAAACAGUUUGCAUUUAAUGGCUGUGAUAGGAGAAAAUUGAGGAUGGAUCAACAACAUUGUAGUUACCCCACAAUACUAAGCUAAUUGACAGAGUGAAAAGGAAGCUUGUACAAAAUAUUACAAAACAUGCAUCCUGUUUGCAACAAGGCACUAAAGUAAUACUGCAAAAAAUGAGGCAAAGCAAUUAACUUUUUGUCCUGAAUACAAAGUGUUAUGUUUGGGGCAAAUCCAAAACAACACAUUACUGAGUACCACUCUCCAUAUGUUCAAUCAUAGUGGUGGCUGCAUCAUGUUAUGGGUAUGCUUGUAAUCGUUAAGGACUAGAGUUUCAGGAUUUCAAAAAAACAAAAUGGAAUGGAGCUAAGCACAGGCGAAAACCUGGUUCAGUCUGCUUUCCACCAGACACUGGGAGAUGAAUUCACCUUUCAGCAGAACAAUAACCUAAAACACAAGGCCAAAUCUAAAUUGGAGUUGCUUACCAAGAAGACUGUGAAUGUUGCUGAGUGGCCGAAUUACAGUUUUGACUCAAAUCUGCGUGAAAAUCUAUGGCAAGACUUGAAAAUGGUUGUCUAGCGAUGAUCAACAACUUGAUAGAGAUUGAAGAAUUCAGAAAAUAAUAAUAGGCAAAUAUUGUACAAUCCAGGUGUGCAAAGCUCUUAGAGACUUACCCAGAAAUACUCACAGCUGUAAUCGCUGCCAAAGGGGAUUAUAACAUGUUUUGACUCAGGGGUGUGAAUACUUAAGUAAAUGAGAUAUUUCUGUAUUUAUUUUUUCAAAUAUUUGCUCAAUUUUCUAAAAUCAUGUUUUCACUUUGUCAUUAUGGGGUAUUGUGUGUAGAUGGGUGAGAGAAAAACAUAUUUAAUCCAUUGUGAAUUCAGGCUGUAACAAUAAAAUGAGGAAUAAGCCCAUGCACAGCUUAGCAGUGACACAAGAUGAUGCUCUCUCCAAAGCUGCCAACCUCUCACUCCCCAACCAAUGACGUUCAAUGGUUAAUCACCAGCAACAGAUCUGUCACAAAACAAAAUCACAACAAAAUCCACUUUAAAAAGCUUCUGUUGUAGAUUUAGAUAACUCGCACAGCCCUGAAAUCACCCUAAAUGUCCUUUCAAUAGUUUGACUAUUCAAAAAAACAAAUGUACAAAAUCUUCUUGAGAAAAGCUGUGUGAUCAGGUAGCGACUCUACUCUUUGUAAUUAUUUCCUGCCCACUGCGCCUAUUAUUCCAUAGACCCUCGUCCUUGACGUCGUCUUAUGGAAGCUUGUCUUCAGCCGAGACAAGCAGGGCAGCUAUGGCACCACACACGGCGCUCCAACAAAACAGGUUGGGAAUUCUGACGCGCCUCCUCUCUUCCACCGUCGCUUUUCACCUCCCCCUAUGCCCCCCCCUCCUUCUUCUUUCCUCUCCUCCUCUCCUUCUCUCUUUUUCAGUCACCCAGCACUCUUUCUAUAUAACCUCCCCAGACCUUGCAUGUGCAUACCUGAUUGCUCUCUGCCUCCUCUCUUUCGCCCCCUGGUUGGUCUCCUGUGUUAUUACUCAUCUGGGAGCAUGAUUGCCCCAGUCUUCACUCCUGUCUAUCUAAAGUUCCAGCAUUAGUACAGACGUUGCUCCGGUAAGCUCCCCAGGUUGCAUGCACCUCACUGUAAGCCGCUAACAGAGUGGAAAUAGCAUGGCCUAGAUCAGGUAUGUAUACACUGCAGGCUAGCUGAGAAUGGUAUGUCCCACACAUUGUGUGACUCUUGGCCUCCUUCCAUAUGUAGCAGGUAAAAUGUGCUCCAAUUUCCAAUUGCAAAUAGUCACACUUACCUUUUUUGUUGAACUGCGGUAUCUUAGCUUGUCUGCUUGUUUUUAGGUAAUUCUCUGACAGAAAAACAUCGAUCCCCAAAACGUAUUGCCAUGCUGGACGUUAAUUUGAAUGGCCUAAGAACAUUUUCUGUUGAGGGGAAAGUUCCCCAGGAAAUGAUUUAAUUGUUUCAAUUAUUAACCAAAACAAUGUGCAUUUGCAAUAAAGUGAACCAAUCUGAAUCCCAUCGCUACCUUCUUUUGGUUAUGUAGUGCAUGUGAUAUCAUUCUACUGUCUAAAGGCAUGAAAAUAAAAAUAUAUAAUUUAAAGGGAUCAAUUGGAAAGAGAAUAAAUGGGGAAACCUAUCCAUAGAGGAAUAAAAUAUUCAUUGUUUUCUUUUCCCUUUCCCACCAUUCUCGUUGUUGUUAUCGUUGUUUCCAGGGGGGCAUUGACCUCUGGGGACCCAAGUGUCUGUCGUGGCUGUGCUGCCGGCGAAGGAAGGUACCCAAGGCGCGCUACAUGCACCUGGCCCAGGAGCUUAGCGUGGACCCCGACUGGCCCCCCAAACCCACCACCACCACCGAGGCCAAGCCCCUGCUGCCCGGUAACCCCCCUGAAAACGGCUCCUCCUACCAGAUCAUGGCCGACUCCUAGCACCCCCCCGCCCCCCACUUUGCUAAAGCAGACACUCACACAUACACACACACGACCAAAAGGACAAAAAGAAACGGUGGUCUAUGGAAAGAAGGAGGAGAAAGCUAGGGUGAUGGUAGAAAAAUGUUUUGGGGUGAAGAAGUGGUAGUGUGGAGCUCUCCAUGCUCUUUGUUGCUCAGAUCCAGCACACUGUUCAGACCCUGGCUGAUCUACGUAACCCUCACCAACCAACACCCCCUGGUAUACAAUUGUUGGUCUACUACACAAAUACACCCCCAGGAUGGUCUACUCUAUAUCCACCCCGCCUUCUCCUCCACAACCUCAGCUGGUCUACCUGCAGUCCAAGAGUCCAUGUUUUCCACAGGCUGGGUCCUGUGGCAGUCAGACCCCUUUGUCAUUAUGAGUUUAAUCAUUGCCUCACUGCUUUUUAACCCUUGCAGAAAUAUGCAGCGAACUGACAAACUCCAAUCUUAGUUUUAAAACGAUAAUGAUUUCUACAAUUGUUAUUGCUGUCGCCGUGAUUCCUCCAGGAGCUCCAGAUCUUCUCCCAUUUGCGUUUGUUUGUAAGCAGCCACCAGACAUCUCCACUAACAUGGUCAUCAUACAGGGGACUUGAAGCAUGGAUGUGCAUGAACCUAGCUCCGUAUAGCCAUUGUUAUAUGGUGGUUGGAAUACUACUGCUUACCCAAAAGUACUGUAGUAUUAAUAUUGCUGAACAGUGACCAGAACCUUUUUGCAUUAUGAAACGAGUCACAAGGCAUAACAAGGGGCAGAAUGCAAACAGAUUGGAAUCAUGGGUAGCAACAACCCCCAUGCAUUGUAUUACCAUUUGCAAACUGCACAGUCAAAAGAAAAAUCAAAGGGCUAAAACUCAUUGUCCAUCAGAGGAGGCUGCUGGGUAGAGAUAUGACGACGUGCUCAUUGUAAUGGCUGGAAUGG